Messenger RNA from Brugia pahangi, 3279 nucleotides. Lineage: Eukaryota; Metazoa; Nematoda; Chromadorea; Rhabditida; Onchocercidae. The record is from the annotation of a GenBank genome assembly.
AUGGGCCGAUUCCAGAGACUUUCGAUGCAUGAUGGUAAGCGAUCCAUAAUAUAUUUACUGGAUGGACAACAACUGGAGCUUACUAUUCAACCACGAUUAUUUGUUCAUGAAUUGUUGAAUAUUAUUGCCAGUCAUGUAGCCUUGAAAGAUGCCGACAAGAAGUAUUUCGGAUUAGCUUAUGUGGACCACCUCGAACAGUAUCACUGGUUGCCCACGGAUAGACGGGUUUUGGAAUAUGAAAUCCCACGAAAAUCUCAUCAGUUACAUGCCGUCUUGGAGUUACACCAUAGCGUAAAGUUCUUUGUUGAUUCAGUACUCACGUUGUGUCAUCCAUCAGCUAUUGAGCUCUAUUUUUUGGAGACAGCCAAGCGUUUAGUUAAAGGUUUAUUGGAAUUCACAGAUCUGGAAUACUAUAAAAUUGCAUCCAGCUUCCUACAAAUAUACUGUGGCAAUUAUGUAAGUGAUGAAAAGGCACGAUGUUCACUAACCGAACUUAUACCAAUUCCAAAUGGAAUAUUGCAUGCAUACCAUAUAUCAUUAGAGGAUGUUGAAAAGAAUGUGAUCGAAAUGUAUAAAGAUCUCACUGGCGUGCCCAAAGGAGUUGCAAUUCUAAACUUUUUACAAACUGCAGAAAGAUCUUCAACUCAUGGAUGUCAUUUUUAUAAAGUGCGCGAUAAAGCUGGCCAACCGUGGACUGUUGGUAUCAGCAACAAGGGAAUAUUUCAAUAUGAUCCAACUGACAUAUCCAAACCAAAAAAGAUUUUCAAUUGGUCUCUGUUAGACAAUCUUUAUUAUCGUGAUCGAAAAUUUUCCAUCGAAGUACGGAAUACAAGGGUUAUCCAAUCAUCUGGCAGUGCAAACAGUAUUUUGGAUAGUACGGGUUAUUUAGAUUCAGAUGAUGAGCUAGCAAAGGCUGUGAGAGAUCCUACGACGCAAGUGUCUAUAUCCAGGCGAACAGUUGCAUCUUCUGCUAUACAAGUGCAUGCUUUUUAUUGUGACACUAACUUUUUGUGCAAAACAAUUUGGUCAACAGCAAUUGCACUCCAUCAGUUUUAUUUAGACCAGCGAACAUGUGUCAGUGCUAAGAGGAUUGUGUCGAAUGAUCCAGGAGUUGAAUUGAAGCAACUGGGCGAGAAACUCUGUCGUCUAAUAAGCCAUUCUUCUGUUGCAUCGUCACUGCCUUCUUUGAAUUCAUUAUCGUCGAAUGGUAUGCCGUCAGCAAAAGUAUCCGAUGGUUCUCUUGUUUCAUUGUCAUCAUUGAACGAUAUCCAAAAUCGAGAGAAGAAUGAGGAAGAGAAGCAAAAAGAAGUUGAAAUGUAUAGACGGCUGAAGAAAAGAAAAAACGAACUCGAAGAAAAACUUCUGGCAAAACUUGACGAAUUACGGGAACUAUGCAUCAAGGAAGCGGAAAUCACGGGUGAAUUACCAAAAGAGAUUUAUAAGACGCUAAUGCCAGGGGAGGAGGAGCCAAAAGUGAAGCGACGUGUUGGAACAUCUUUUUCGCUCAGUGAAGAAGUUUUUAAGAGACCGGUAGAUAGUAAUGAUAGGAUUUCUAUGCUGGAAGCGGAUGUCGAAUUACAUAGGAAAAUUGUUGCUGCAGCAGAACGUCUAGCUAAAGAUAAAACAACCAACAAAUCGGUGAGGAAAAAACGCCAAAAGGAUUUAAUAGCGGCAACUCAGAAAUUGCGGGGACUCGAGUUCGGUCUUACACAGCUCCGACUUUCGGCUAGCAAACCUGAUGUCAGCAGUUCUAUCCGUAAUAUCCCUGGAAGUAAAGGACCCUGGCGAAAUUGUUCAGAUUAUCAGAUCGAAUCGACUUCGUUAGGUACUCGAAAUGAUUCAAAUUCUUUGAUUACGAAAUCUUGCCCAGCUACACCACGAGGCUCGUUUCCUGAUUUGCUUAACUCCGCGGAAAAUGAACGGCGGGAAGCAAGUGAUGAUAAUAAUAAUAAUAAUGGUGAUGAUGAUGGAAAGAGGAGAGCGUCCAUGGAGUGCGUCCAGCGAUAUCCUUCAACAUCAACUUGCUCCAGCAUUCAUUCUGCUCAUAUCAGUAACAAUACUAGUUUCUUUACUGGUGUCAGCGAAAGUGGCUUGUCGCUUGGGAAUUCGCCUUUUGAUUCUAGAACUUCAAAGCGUGUACCACCUCCACUUCAUCGUACUUGUUAUUUUCUUCCAGAACGUGAAAUAUCUUGGGAGAAACUGAAAAACAAGAACGCUGAAAAUCACCAUAUACCCAUAUAUGAAAAUGUUGGUUAUAAGUCAUGUGUCUCUUACAAAAGUUCCUACAGAGAAAUGAAUUUCCCUACACUAAAUGAUCAUUCUGACUGCAAAGGUCGAGUUGAGCGCGCAUUCUCGGAUCACGAUUUGCCAGAACAAGAAUCAUUUGCUAAGAGUGACGAUAAAUAUGAAUCUCGAAUUAAUUAUUCAAUCAUCGGAUGUAGUGGUUCUUCAAGAAACAUUGCAAGUUACGGAACCGCUUUGAAACAGCCUUCUUGGAAAGACUUUUUUGCACAGGAAAAUAACCGAGAUUUAUGUAUAGUAGGAGUAGGAAAAGAUAAUAAUACAAGUCAACAAGCGAUGAUUCAGCAACAGCAGCAGAAUGAUGAGACCCCAUCUUCAUCAUGCCUUAGACGGAAGUUGGUAAAUUCCUCGUUGGAGACGUAUCAAAAUAGUGGUUGUAGUAGUCCACCCGUUGCUGGUUUAUUGUUGAAUGAUGGGAAAACCCCAUUGCGUUACGCAGUACUUCCGACAUCGCGGUCAUAUGAUGGUUUUACAACAGCAAGUUUGGACAGACGAGCUAUGAAGGAAAGGCAGUCAUCCUGUAGUUCCAUGGGAUAUCAGCAGCUUCGAUCAGCACAAUUAGCUGUCACCGAUAUGGUUCGUGAAGUUUGUAUUGGACAACCAGUUACUCGACGUACACCUCUGAAUACUCCUCGAUUCACUACUACUUUUCCAGUUUCUGGUCCUAGUAUAGAAAACAGCAAACCUCUUUUAUCAGCUGAUACUCAUCACUACCAGCAACGUUCACCGUUACAGCAGUGCAACACUUUGGAACACAGUAUGACAUCACUGCGAAAUGUGGCUCAGAUUAUCGGAUCUUCGUCAAUUUUGCGCCCUCCACCACCUGCUUAUCCAGUUGCUAUACGAAAUGGGAUAAUUGGUGUCAGGAGUCCACUGGGAAAAGUAACCACAGCACCCACAGAACUUCGAAUGGAUACUCUGAAGAAUUAUUAUAAAGACAAAACGAAUGGAAUAAAGAAGAAUGCCACAGCUGUUUGA